Messenger RNA from Lemur catta (Ring-tailed lemur), 1873 nucleotides. It is a transcript of the gene NIP7, whose product is annotated as nucleolar pre-rRNA processing protein NIP7. Gene Ontology annotation, biological process: ribosome assembly; ribosomal large subunit biogenesis. The record is from RefSeq and is a predicted model, not a curated record. NCBI's taxonomy places the organism in Eukaryota, Metazoa, Chordata, Mammalia, Primates, Lemuridae. Bases 411 to 953 code for a protein of 180 amino acids. Gene Ontology annotation, molecular function: RNA binding. The transcript is spliced from 5 exons. Gene Ontology annotation, cellular component: nucleolus; nucleus; preribosome, large subunit precursor.
AGCCUCGGGGAAGCGGUCCCGGAACAGCGACGCCAGGAGCCCUUCAUCCUCCACUUCCCCGAGAGCCGCUACCGUGGCCGUCGCAGUGGCCGAGGCCGUGACUGGGGUUGGGACAGUAGCCGCCGAAGCCAUCUUCCCAGCAGCAGCGUCACUUCCCCUCCGAACCGGCGAGGGCGCUGGCUUAGAACCUAGGACCGGAAGAAGCUGGGGCUCAUUUCCGCUCUCUAUGGUUUCUCAUCCGGCCGGUUUUCUUUCUCUGGCGGUCCUCCAGGCUGUGGGGCGCUGGCGUGAGGAAUGACGAGAAUGGGGCUAGAAAGGCAGGAUUUGGGGUUGCCAGGGAGCAGCUGGAGGCCGACUUCCGUUUCCGGCUACUGAGGCACGAGGAUCCGGUGCUCCAACCCAGCGGGGAAAUGCGGCCUUUGACUGAAGAGGAAACCCGUGUAAUGUUUGAGAAGAUCGCGAAAUACAUCGGGGAGAAUCUUCAGCAGCUGGUCGACAGGCCCGAUGGCACCUACUGUUUCAGGCUGCACAACGACCGGGUGUACUACGUGAGUGAGAAGAUCCUGAAGCUGGCCGCCAAUAUCUCCGGGGACAAGCUGGUGUCGCUGGGGACCUGCUUCGGAAAAUUCACUAAGACCCACAAGUUUCGGUUGCACAUCACAGCUCUGGAUUACCUUGCACCCUAUGCCAAGUAUAAAGUGUGGAUAAAGCCUGGAGCAGAGCAAUCCUUCCUGUAUGGGAACCAUGUAUUGAAAUCUGGUCUGGGUCGAAUCACCGAAAAUACUUCUCAGUACCAGGGAGUGGUGGUGUACUCCAUGGCAGACAUCCCUUUGGGUUUUGGGGUGGCAGCAAAAUCUACACAGGACUGCAGGAAAGUAGACCCCAUGGCGAUUGUGGUAUUUCAUCAAGCAGACAUUGGGGAGUACGUGCGGCACGAAGAGACAUUGACUUAGAAAGAAAUCAUCGCAAGGACUUUACAGCUGGGCUGUGUGGCAGGGCCGAGCUUUGUUUCCUGUGUUUGUGUGGACUCCACCAUCACGUUGAAUUUUGUCAACACUGACAUCUUCAGGGACUUCUUACUUUAAUAUUCUAUCACUGACAAAUGCAGGCUGGAUUCUUAUACAGAAAUGGCUCCAAAAUGGGGUUUCAGGUCUUUGUGUUUGUGACUAGCAUACUACUAUAUUAGUUUUAUAUUUGAAUCAGAGGGCUUCCUAUUCUGAGUAACAGAUUCUGAAUUUUUGGAACUGAGGAGAAGAAUAGCUUAUAAUUGUUAUCUGUGAUAACACUUUGUUUUCCAAACUCAUGAUAAUAACAUAAUGGAUUUUCUCUGUUAUUUAUUAAUAUCAUGAAAGAUACAUAUUGCCAUAUCAGACUAGUAGGCCAUGUCUGGGAUUUUACAAAUGAAAAUUUGUCUAAAAUAGUAAGAGCAAUUCAUUCAGCUAUUUUUCUGUACAGUAAGUGCUGUGUGGUAUGGUUCAAACCCCAGUGCUGCCACCUACCAGCUGUAUGGCCUUGGAUGAGUCAUUCAGCUUUAAUAAGCUUCAUUUUCUUCUUCUAUUUUCAAAAACACAAAACUGAAAAUACAGCUUUCGCUAUCUGCCUAAGAGUGGUUUUUAGAAUUGGAAAUCAUUGUAAAGCAUCUAGCACAGUGCCUGGGAAAUGAUAGGUGUUGAAUAAAUGGUAAGGGUUAUUUUUAUAUUGCAUAUAUUAUGUAUUUCUAUUACUAAGUGUUGGGUCUUAUGAAUGUAAUUUGAUUAUAUGAUCUUAUUUUUUAUAAACUGUUUUCUCGGUCUCUUUCUGGGAUGGGAUGAUCCCAGGCUGAAAUGUUUUUUCCUUCACUUUGAUUUCAUAAAACAUAAUUUAUGAACCUCUA